Messenger RNA from Pneumocystis jirovecii RU7, 396 nucleotides. RefSeq lists its product as uncharacterized. Lineage: Eukaryota; Fungi; Ascomycota; Pneumocystomycetes; Pneumocystales; Pneumocystaceae. The transcript has 2 exons. The coding region runs from base 1 to 396 and encodes 131 amino acids. The record is from RefSeq and is a predicted model, not a curated record.
AUGUAUGCGGUAAGGAGUGUGGGAUGGCAAUGUAUACAGCAAAGGGGCGAAAAUGCGGCGGAAACAGGGAGCUGCUGCGGUGGUGCCUGGUGUUGGGGCGAUUGUUGCCAUGGUAAUGAACACUGGGUUGCCAGGGUUCCACGUUUUGUUGUCAUGGCAACGGUUGCAGGGUUACGGGCCCUUGUGGUUGCAAGGGUGUUUGUUGACAGUUGCAUCAUAAUGUAUUCGCUUUGCGAAAGCUGUUUUGUAAAAGAUCUUGCUUCUAUGAAGAAUCCCGUUUCUGCAAUAAAGCAAUCUGUGUUUGCCGAUGUGCUAAGAGUAAAACGCUGGUUCCCGAUAUAUAUAGUGCAUUAUAUGGUUACUAUGAAAAAUUUCAUGAUUUUUAGUAUGUCUUAG